This is a messenger RNA of Salvelinus fontinalis (brook trout), 17962 nucleotides long. Its product is annotated as microtubule-associated protein 1B-like. Lineage: Eukaryota; Metazoa; Chordata; Actinopteri; Salmoniformes; Salmonidae. Gene Ontology annotation, cellular component: cytosol; neuronal cell body; microtubule associated complex. Gene Ontology annotation, biological process: axonogenesis; microtubule cytoskeleton organization; dendrite development. Bases 45 to 12617 code for a protein of 4190 amino acids. The transcript is spliced from 7 exons. The record is from RefSeq and is a predicted model, not a curated record. Gene Ontology annotation, molecular function: microtubule binding; actin binding.
CCCCUACCUUUGCCCCUGCACACACCGUGCUCCUGGAAGUUGUCAUGGAGAUAGAUCCGUCCCAGGCUCUCGGGAUUGUUGCCAUGGAGAUCCCUGCUCGAGGUGAGCUCUCGGCAGUGCAGGAGGACGAGAGCACGCAGCUAGGGUUCGAGAAGCGAAUUCAGGACCUUGGAGAGCAGCGGCGCCAAGGACCCCCUUUCAGCCAAGGGAACUACUACAUGCUUAUAGUGAUAGGAGAGAUAGCGACAGACCACCAGCUGCAACGCGCUAGAGACCACGUUGAGCGGGGGAUUCGCUCCUGGGACAUCAGCCUCAAGUCAUGUGACCUGGACCAGCAGCUGCAGCUAUUUGUGACGCGCCACUCCGCCCAGUUCUCUGCAGAGGUCAGAGGACAAAGGACACUCCACCACAAGAGUGAUGUCCUAGAGACAGUUGUGUUAGUCAACCCGUCAGAGGAUACAGUUGCUUCAGAGAUCCAGUCUCUAGUCACAGACUCAGCAGGACACAAACUCCUGGUCCUGAGCGGGCAGAACUCAGACCACGGUGACCUGCUUCUCCAAAGUGGGGGUUUCACCUAUAAGAGCUUCUCACAAGUCUUUGCUGAUCCUGGGGUCAGUGAUUUGCUGGGCGAAGCAGCCCCCAAGCAGCGGGCCACACUCACUGUGUCCUGCCGAUCGGAGGUGGGUUGGAGCUCCCUGGGUCAGCAGCAGCACUUACGGGAGUUCCUUGAGUACAGACUGAACCCAGAGCCUGUGCUCCCCAAGAUGGAGGGAGUCACAGAGUUCACGGAGUACAUCUCUGAGACGGUGGACGUGCCUUCUCCCUUUGACCUCCUGGAGCCGCCCACAUCUGGAGGCUUCCUGAAACUGUCCAGGCCUUGUUGUUACAUCUUCCCUGGGGGGAGGGGCGACUCGGCACUGUUCGCGGUCAACGGCUUCAACAUCCUAGUGGAUGGAGGCUCUGAACGGAAAUCAUGCUUCUGGAAGCUGGUCAGACACUUGGACCGCAUCGACUCAAUUCUACUCACUCACAUUGGUGCAGACAAUCUGCCAGGCAUCAACGGGCUCCUUCAGAGGAAAAUAGCAGAGCAGGAAGAGGAGCAGUCACAAGGCUCAACCACCUACAGUGAUUGGAUGAAGAACCUGAUCUCUCCAGAGCUUGGUGUGAUCUUCUUCAAUGUACCCGAGAAGCUACGUAUGCCAGAAUCAAACCUAAAGGUCAAGCGUAGCAUCGAGGAGGCCUCCCUCACGUUGCAGUACCUCAACAAACUGGGAAUCAAGCCGGAGCCUCUCUGUAGACUGGUCAGCAACACUAUUGAGCCUUUCACUCUUUUUCAUAAGAUGGGGGUGGGCAAGUUAGACAUGUAUGUUCUGAACCCCGUCAAGGACAGUAAGGAGAUGCAGUUUCUCAUGCAGAAGUGGGCUGGUAACAGCAAGGCCAAAACAGGCAUUGUGCUCCCCAAUGGAAAAGAGGGAGAAAUAUCCGUACCUUACCUGACAUCAGUUACAGCAUUAGUCGUGUGGCUUCCUGCCAAUCCUGCCGAAAAGAUUGUCAGAGUGCUGUUCCCUGGAAACGCACCACAAAACAAAGUCCUGGAGGGACUAGAGAAAUUAAAGCACCUUGACUUCUUGCGAUACCCAGUAGCCACACAAAAAGACAUCGCCUCAGGGGCUCCUCCCUCUGUUGUAAAACAGACAAAGUUAAAGCAAAGGACAGACAGCAAAGAAAGUCUGAAAUCAUCUCCCAAGACUACAAAACCCCUUAAGAAAGAAGCAGAUGAUGAGGUAUCGGCAGUCACAGAGGCAACGAGGGACUCUGUAAAGGAGAACAAGAUAGAGAAAAAGGAGAAGAAACUUAAAGAGAAUGAAAAACCCACCAAAAUAAUAAAAUCCAAGACUGAUGCACCAGAAAAGAAGAAACUAUUGAAGGAGAAAUCCUUGAAAAAACAUUCAAAGGAAAGGGCAUCCAAGAUGGAUGAGAAAAAAGACAAGGAAAAGAAAGAGAUCAAGAAAGUCAAGAAAGUUGACACAGCUAAAAAAGAAGAGAAAAAAGACCCCAAAGUUGACAAGAAAAAAGAUACGUCGAAGUCAGAGUUGAGAAAGAUAACGAAACCUGACUUAAAACCCCUCACACCAGAGGUCAGAAGGACCCUGCACAGGGCAAAAGUGUCAAGUAAACCCAAAACCGACAAAAGCAAAGGCAAAGCGGCCAAGGCUGAGCCGGCUGAACCCAAACCUGAGGAACCAGCAGCAGAGAGCGUUCAACCUGAGCCACUACAGAAUGGGGGUAUUGAGGGCAUAUCUGCUUCCUCCACUCCAGAGGAUCUUACUAAGGACUUUGAGGAGUUAAAACAAGAUGAGGUAUCAUCAGAGCCACCAGAGAGUGCAGUGGAGACACCAGCAGAGGAAAGCAUGGCCGAUUCCCCUACCCAGGAGGAGGAGAAAGAACAGGAAACUGUCUCUAAAACUCCACCAGGCACAAAGUCUCCUGAGAAGGGAGUAGCCACAGCAAUGGAAGUUGAAUCUGAAUCUCAGACCCUAAUUGAAUCUCAAAGCAAAGAGGACAAAUUAACACAAGAGCAUAAAGAAGAAUUACAGGCAGAGGAAGUGGAACUAUAUGAGGAUGAGGGAGCUGCAGUUGAAGAUGAUGAGGAGGAAGAAAAAGAAGGCCCGAUUGAUGAGAGGAAAACAUUUCAGGAAGAGGAAGAUAUGGGGAUAGGGGAGGAAGAAGAUGAUGCAAAAGAUGAUGUGAAGGAUAAUGAACUAGACAGGAAACAUGAGGUGGAGGAAAUGGAGAAAGUUGAAAAGCCCACAGAUAUGUCAGUAACAAAAGAGGAAAGCAGAAGGCCUUCAUCCCAGGAGGAGGAACAGGAAGAAGAUGGACAUGUUGUUGAAAAGGCUGAGCUGGAAGAGGUAGAAGUUUUAGACAUGAUAGCAGAUGAAGAGGUCAAAAUCAAACCUGAAGCGGGAGAGAAAGAAACAUUGGCCAAGAAUGGGGAAAGCAAAGCAGUUAAACAUACUCCUGGAGCUAAAGAGGAGGAUGAGGAAGAUGAAGAGGGCUACGUGUCAAAUGUGGGAGGCGCUACAGUCAACAUAGUGUCAACACUGCAAGGAACUGCUGCAGCCGAGCCCAUCUCCUUCAUUCAAGACGAAACCAUUCCCGCCAACUCCGAAACUGAACAGACCAUCUCUGAUGAGGAAGUUCACGAAGAGGCUGAUGACAGGAUACUAAACCUCCAAUACGAAGUGGGUGCAUAUGACAUCUCUGUCCCAGAUCAGACAGGCUCCUUUGACACCAUCCAUGGGAUGAAGGAGAUGCAAGCAUCAGCUAUGGCUGAUGUAACAGCCAAAGGUUUCAUUUGUGGACAGGAGCAAGUAUCGGUAUUCACUAACAUCAUUGCUGCUCCCUUGGCUGAGGAGGAACAUGUUUCCUCAGCCACAUCCAUCACAGAGUAUGAUAAAUUGUCCUCCUUCCCCACCUCUAUUGCAGAGGACCAAUCAGUGGCCUCUGUCGCUACACCUCAGACUGAGGAAACAGGCAAAAGCUCUCUGCUUCUUGACACUGUUAAUAGUGUUCCCCUGGCAAUUCCAACGGAGGCCACACAUGGGAAAGAACAUUUACACUCUGCUGGGACCAUCUCACCAACAUCCUCCUUAGAGGAAGACAAGUACAUGAAGUCAGUUCCAUCCGAAGAGGGCCUGUCAGUUAUCUCUGAUUUGAAGACAGAGGCUAAGGUCAUCAAGACUCAUGAUGAAGAGGAGGAAGAAGAUCAGGACCAAACUCCGACCAUUGAGAUUUCACUUGGGGAGAGCUAUGCCUCCCCUCAAAUGCUCCAGGAUAGAGAUAGGGAUUUGGAACAGCUCCCUGCUUCUGAGGCUCCUGUCUCCAAACUUGUUCAGGAUUUGAAGCAGGAUCACCUACCAGUUGAGGAGGUACAACUCUUUAAGUCCAAAGAAGACAUCUUAACAGUGGUGCCUUCAAAACCCCUUUCACCCCCACCCUCUUUCUCAAAGCCUUUUAGGUCAGACUCAAUUACUUCGGAAGGUGAAGAGCAAUGCUGCAGUCCAGACGAUAGCACUGUGAAAAUGGCCUCUCCCACACAAUCUCCCCCACCCAGUGCAACCAGCUCUCCAACUCACUCUCCUCUUCAUCAGUCGCCUGUGGAGGAAAAGACCAAGGGCUUCCCAGGACUGGAGCAUCAAACACAGGAGGACCUUCAUGAUUCAGCCACCAAAACAGAAGAUACGGAUGCAAAGAAAGAUCAAGCGGAAAAGGAAGAUAAAGUGGAGAAGAAUAAAGAAUUGGAUGCUGACAUCAAGAAAGUUGAGUCAGACACACUACCAUCUGUGGAGAAAUCGUUUCAAAAAGACUUGCCCAUUACAAAAGCGGAAGAAAAAUAUGGUCUCUCCCCUUCCAAAGAUGAGAUGCAACAGGAACAGGAGACAACUCCUCUUACCUCUGAGUCAGUCACAGGCAAAGACGAAGCUUCCAUAUCAGGAAAGGAAUCUCUGACAGUAGACAUUUCUAGUGGUAAGGCUAUACUCAAACACAGUGAUGAGGAAGAUGAUGACCAUCAACAGAAAGAAUCCGAAGUGUGCAGUAAGGCUAAAUUCCCAAAGGGGAAGGAGAGUAGUUUCUUAGAUUAUGACGAUGGUGAGGAUGAUGAUGACGAUAAUGAAGAUAGUUCUGAUGUAAAACCCAUCAAACAGGACAUGAAGGAAAAAGAUACAGAAAAAAAUGACACACAUGAGGCUAAAACUAUCAAGGAAGAGAAAGAGGAGAAAGAAAAACAAGACGUGUUUGAAGCUGAAACCAUCAAGGAAGAAAAGAAAGAAACAGAUAAAGUUGGUACAACUGAAGCUACUACUGAAGCUGAGCCCAUCAAGGAAGAUAAAGAUGAGAAAGUGAAGGAAAAAUAUGACAUUCAUGAAGCUGAACCCAUCAGGGAAGAAAGGAAAGAAACAGAAAAGGUUGGUACCACUGAAGCUGAGCCCAUCAAGGAAGAUACAGAAGAGAAAGUGAAGGAAAAACAUGACAUUCAUGAAGCUGAACCCAUCAGGGAAGAAAAGAAAGAAACAGAAAAGGUUGGUACCACUGACGCUGAACCCAUCAAAGAAGAUAAAGAAGAGAAAGUGAAGGAAAAAUAUGACAUUCAUGAAGCUGAAUCCAUCAGGGAAGAAAAGAAAGAAUCAGAAAAGGUUGGUACCACUGAAGCUGAACCCAUCAAGGAAGAUAAAGAAGAGAAAGUGAAGGAAAAACAUGACAUUCAUGAAGCUGAACCCAUCAGGGAAGAAAAGAAAGAAACAGAAAAGGUUGGUACCACUGAAGCUGAACCAAUCAAGGAAGAUAAAGAUGAGAAAGUGAAGGAAAAAGAUGACAUUCAUGAAGCUGAAUCCAUCAGGGAAGAAAAGAAAGAAACAGAAAAGGUUGGUACCACUGACGCUGAACCCAUCAAAGAAGAUAAAGAUGAGAAAGUGAAGGAAAAAUAUGACAUUCAUGAAGCUGAAUCCAUCAGGGAAGAAAAGAAAGAAACAGAAAAGGUUGGUACCACUGAAGCUGAACCCAUCAAGGAAGAUAAAGAAGAGAAAGUGAAGGAAAAACAUGACAUUCAUGAAGCUGAACCCAUCAGGGAAGAAAAGAAAGAAACAGAAAAGGUUGGUACCACUGAAGCUGAACCAAUCAAGGAAGAUAAAGAUGAGAAAGUGAAGGAAAAAGAUGACAUUCAUGAAGCUGAACCCAUCAGGGAAGAAAAGAAAGAAACAGAAAAGGUUGAUACCACUGAAGCUGAACCCAUCAAUGAGGAUAAAGAUGAGAAAGUGAAGGAAAAAGAUGACAUUCAUGAAGCUGAAUCCAUCAGGGAAGAAAAGAAAGAAACAGAAAAGGUUGGUACCACUGAAGCUGAACCCAUCAAGGAGGAUAAAGAUGAGAAAGUGAAGGAAAAAUAUGACAUUCAUGAAGCUGAAUCCAUCAGGGAAGAAAAGAAAGAAACAGAAAAGGUUGGUACCACUGAAGCUGAACCCAUCAAGGAAGAUAAAGAUGAGAAAGUGAAGGAAAAAGAUGACAUUCAUGAAGCUGAACCCAUCAGGGAAGAAAAGAAAGAAACAGAAAAGGUUGGUACCAUUGAAGCUGAACCAAUCAAGGAAGAUAAAGAUGAGAAAGUGAAGGAAAAAUAUGACAUUCAUGAAGCUGAAUCCAUCAGGGAAGAAAAGAAAGAAACAGAAAAGGUUAGUACCACUGAAGCUGAACCAAUCAAGGAAGAUAAAGAUGAGAAAGUGAAGGAAAAAGAUUACAUUCAUGAAGCUGAACCAAUCAAGGAAGAUAAAGAUGAGAAAGUGAAAGAAAAAGAUGACAUUCAUGAAGCUAAAUCCAUCAAAGAAGAGAAGAAAGAAACAGAAAAGGUUGGUACAAGUGAAGCUAAACCCAUUAAGAAAGAUAAAGAUGAGAAAGUGAAGGAAAAAGAUGACAUUCAUGAAGCUAAAUCCAUCAAGGAAGAGAAGAAAGAAACAGAAAAGGUUGGUACCACUGACGCUGAACCCAUCAAGGAAGAUAAAGAUGAAAAAGAUGACAUUCAUGAAGCUGAACCCAUCAAGGAAGAGAAGAACGGAACAGAAAAAGUUGGUACCACUGAAGCUGAACCCAUCAAGGAAGAGAAGAAGGAAAAGGAGAAAGAGAAAGACGAUACUUGUGGGGCUGAGCCCAUCAAAGAGGAGGAGAAUGAGAAGGAAAAAUAUGAUACUUCUGAGUCUGAACCUACGAAAGAAGAAAAACAGAAAGAAAUAGAGAGUAUAGUCUCUUCUAAAGACGAGCUAAGCUCUUGUAUCUCUACCUCUAAAGUGGAGCCAGCCUCAGACUCCACCACUACAGAAAAAAUAGAGCAAGAGAAAGAUAACUUUGUGGCUGAACCCAUGAAAGAUGAGAAGAAAGAGAAGGAUGAUACUUGUAAGACUGAUGCCAUCAAGGAGGAAAAGAUGGAGAGAGAACAUCCUCUUAAGUCUGAACCAAUGAAAGAAGAGGAAAGAGAAAAAGAGACAGAUACUUUUGACAGUGAACCGACUAAAGGAGAGCACAGAGAGAAAGAAAAGGAUGAUACAUGUAUGAUGGAAUCCACCACAGGGGGCAAGAAAGAAAAAGAAAACAAGACAUUUUUUGAGAUUGAAGUGAGUCAGGAAGAGAGGAUAGAGAAAGAUGAUACUUAUGUGGCUGAAUUCAGUAAAGAACAGAAGAUGGAAAAGGAGCAAGAAAAAGAAGAUAGUGAUUUCGAAGACAUCAACGAUGAGAAAAGAGAGAAAGAUAGAGAUGAAAGUUAUGAAGCUGAACCCAUAAAAGGAGACGAAAGAGCAAAAGAAAGUGAAACAGCUGACACAGUCAAAUAUGAAAUGAGCGUGAAAGAGACAGGAAACGAUGAUUCUCGUGAGAUUGAACCUACUAAAGAGGAGAAAUGGGAGAGGGAGAAAAAGGAGGUGCAAGAGAAAGAUCUAAAAGAGGCUUUACAACACAGCGUACAGACAACAAUGGUAGAAAAAGUAGAGGUGACUUCUGCGAGAAAGCUUGAAUCUACAUUUCAGGUUCAGUACUCAGACGGAGAUGAGGAAGAUGAGGAGGAAGAUGAAGAGGAAUCCAUUUGCAUGGGUGGUGCAGGGUCAAGACCUUUAUCAGUGGAACCUAGACAAUCAGAACACGAGAUCAUCUCUCAAGACCUGCUCUCAACUCAGUCAUCAGAGAAUGUGCUUAGUGACCAGACGAAGGACAGCCACUCUGAACAGACCACUGGGCUUGUGUCUACAUUACCAAAAUGGGAGACCUCUCCUGAUAAAGACCUCAAAGAGCAGCAUAAAGAGCGACAACAUAGACUCUCCCCUGAACUAGAAAAGGACAUCAAGACAACUAAGACCACACCAGCACCCCAUCCCAGUCAAGAGUCAACCAUUGGUUUCCCGACCUUGAAAGAGGAGCCAGUCUCUGCUAUGCCUACCACCAAAGUAAAGCCAGCCUCUGACUCCACCACUACAGACAAACAGUCUAUAGGUUCAACACUAUUAAGCACUGACAGCAAGGCCAGUGUGACGGUAUCCACCCAGCAUGAAACACUGCUGCUAUCUAUGACAACAAGCAAAGAAGCAUCUAAUAUGGAUGAAAAGACAAAGCAUGUUUCUCCAAAAGAAGAUGAGAAACCAGGCAAGGAAGCUGAGAUGGAAAUUGAAAAAGAGCGGGAGGUUGCUUCCCCAGAGCAUACACAACCUUGUUCAUAUUUUGUCUUGGAUAAAGAUCCUGAGAAGGUUCCCGAGAAAGUGAGCCACGUCGAUGCUACAAAAGAAGACAGUGUCUCUGAAAAAUUGAAAGGCUUUGACAAAAUAACAACAGAGAAGGAGACUGUCAGUGUGAGCUUGCAAGAGGAUCAGGGCUUUGAUGUGUCUAAGUAUGAACCCUAUGAAAAGCCAAUUUCAAAAGAAAAGGAAUCCAACUAUAAAGAAGACCGUGAGGUAUCUAGAGAGUUUGAUCGGUCAACACAAAUUGGCAUUGAUGAUAAUAGGAACGUUAGCCAGGUAGACGCUGGUGCAGCUGCAUUCUACUCAGAGGACGAGGAAAAAGAGGAACCGCUGUCAUUCAGCAGAGUUGAUUACACCCCUCCACCUUUCCCCAAGAGCGAGAGAAGUCUCCAUUGCAGCUCAAGUGCCUUCACUGAACACAAUGACAAAGAGAAAGGUCAAGAGGAAGUGAGUGAUAGGAAGGAGGGGCAAUCUACACCACACGUGGAAAACAGCUUUAUGUAUACAGAGACUCAAGACAACAGAACCACCCCAGCAGCAGAGCCAUGCUCAUUUGCUUUCAGUCUCAAAGAAGAUAAACCUGAAAAAGUUGAGAAGGAUGAAUUGAAGGACAAGACUGGAGCAUCUCCCAGUGUAGAGGAGUAUUUACCAGUCCAGUCAGGCAGAAAGGAAACAGCCUCUUCCUCAUGGAGUCAAUCCAACAUCGAUGCCCAAGCCUCAGCUACAGCCAUGCCUUUUGAUGAUGUCCCUGAGAAGCAGACCACAGAGAAAGAGAAAGAGAAGGAAAAAGAUGAGCCAGUGAAAGACUAUAUGGAUUCAUCUGAUAGUGAGAGAAGAGAUUCUCCCUGUGGUCGCUACUCACCAACGGAAAAAGACAUGUUACCUCAUCAAGCUUUGCCUAAGGAAAAGGACAAUCAGGCCACUGCUGCCUCCUUGGCCGCAUAUUCAGGACAGCUCCUAGAUGAUAAUGUUCUUGCAUCUGAGUACACUCAAAUUGGCAGCUCUAUCACCAGUAAAUCUACAAUGGGCUAUUCUGAGAGAGAAGGCACUCCGGACAGUGUAAAUAAGAGGCUACUGGUGGUGGGAGAGGAUUAUGAUGAUGAGGAAGAUGAUGCAGCAGAAGAAGCCAGUGAUCUAGAUGUGGAGAAGGGAGCGAGAGAGCAGUCUGAAAAAGAAAUCUGUAAAUCUAUAUUGGAUGACACCACUACUUCUAAACGUCCUGUGACAAAGGAAGAGGACAAGAAGACCCUCUCACCCGGACCUGAACCCAGCCUCCUCAAAAAGGAGGAACCUUCCCAUUCAAUGACCACAAGCAGCCCUCCACCAGCAGAUACUGCAGAUUCCCUUUUGAAGAAUGUAGUUGGGGCCUUGCCACUCCAGUCUGGCAGUUCCACUGCAAUAGAACAAACAGGAUCUGGAGGAUAUCCUUCUGAAUCCUCAGAGUAUUCAGAGGACAGCCAACUGGGGUUAAAGGAGGAGAGGUUUGACAGUCCUGACCCCUCUUUGCCCACCAAGUCCAGUGAAGAUAAACAUUACAGUCAGGGAGACAUUGAAGCUGACAGGCAGAGAACCCCAGAUACCACUAGUAGAAAACCUGAGGAAGAUCCUUCGUGUUACCUCUUAUCUGCAUCAGCUUUUCUACCAACCAGCCACCAGUUGGGAGAGGAGUUAGAGACCCCUGUCAGAAUGUCUAGUGGCCCCUACAGGACAGAUUCUGAGGGUGCUUCCUUUGAGUAUUCUUUAUUCAAAGAUGAAGCCAUGCACUCAACCCUCUCAGCCAUGCACUCAACCCUCUCGACCUCAGGGGUCAUGUUAAAGGAUGAGUACCUAGAGGCAUCUGAAACGCUUCCCUCAACAACUACAGCUACAUUCAGUCUGACAAAAGUCUUUCCAGUCUUAGCUACUCCAGCCAAAGACAUUACAGAACAAGACUCAUCAUCAAGCCCUGAGAUGGACAAUGGUCAAACCUCAGAUAACUUUCAUAAACUUGAGGGCAUUGUUGAAACCAAAACCAUAACUUCUGCUGGAGCUUCAGAACCACCAUGUUCCCAGCUGUCCAAACCCGCUGAAACCAUAUCCACUUCAAGGGCUUUCUUUGAGGUUUCCCCAUUGCAAAGAGCUGAUUCUUCUGACAGAGAAUCGCAGGGCUCAGCGGCCAGCAAAGAGUCAUACACUUGCAAAAUGGAGGACAGUACUCUUCCAUGCCGCAUUGAAUGCCAGAAAUUUGCAGUGACAGAGCAAGAAGAACGCAUGCUGUCCAUGGCUGAGACAUACAGGGUCACUAUCAACUCCAGUACAACCACAACAGUGUCCCAAUCUGAUGGGGAGACAAAACCACAGCAGUCAACUGAAGCCUCUUCCAACAGGGCUACUGAGGUUAGCACAAGUCCCCAAGAAGUCCUCAGUGGAGCUAGCAAAGCCUGUUGUGCCACAACAGCAGACCUGCCUAAAACAGAACAGAAAAAGGAGGAAAAAGAGACAAAGGAUGAGAAAGAUAAGAUGGUAAUGAAAGAGGAAGAAAUUAAGGAGAUCAAGGUAGAGACCCUAAAGGAGGACACCAAAAUGCCAGAGCAGAAGGAUAAGGAGGAGACAAAACAGAUGGAUGAGAAGAAAGAGGUGGCUGGAGAGAAGGAAAAGGUGGAGGAGGAGAAAGUAGAGGAAAAUAAGUUGAACGAGAAAGACAGGAAGGCAGAGGAGAAGAAAGACAAGACUGCUAAGAAGGAGGGUGAGAAAGAAAAGGAGAGGAAAGAGGGAGUGAAAGAGAACGUGGAGGAUAAAAAAGCUGAGAAACAUGAAGAGAAGAUUGUCGAAAGGAGGAGGAGUAGCUUAUCUGACUGGGAACUCCGACAAGGGCCGGGCGCAUGCCCAAGUGCCCCUCCUCCAGGCUAUGAAGACAAGGAGGAAGAAGCAUAUGAAAUGGAAGAAGCUGGGGAAGAAUAUGUUAAUAAAGAAUGUGUAUCCACAAGCGAGCCCACCCCUCUCUCCACAGCAGAACAUGCCCACCAUACAAAGGCAUCUGCAAAAGCAGAUGGAGAAUCCAGUUGCCCCACUGACUUGCAUAUGGAGGCUACCUCCACCUCCCCCCCCGGCUAUUCCUCAUGUGAAUUCAAACACCGCAAAGGGGAGAUCUCCCCAUCCUUCAUUAACCCCAGUCCACACGCCCUCUCCAGCGAUGGUGGCGAAGAGGACAAAGGGAGCGACCCCUCUCAGGAGGGGGAUGAAGAUGACCGGGAGCAACACUCGGUCAAGAGGAGGUCUCACAAGCAGAAGCGACAGCACAUUCAAAGUGGAGCUGCUGGAGCUGGAGCGGGAUCGCACCCACUUUCCAUGCCUCCUGGUGGCAUGGCAACUGGACUUGGGAUAGUGCUAGCUGGAGAGGAGACACCCCCCACAUCAGCAAGUGACUCGUUGGCGUCCCAGUCGGACUCGGACGUACCUCCCGAGACCGAGGAGUGCCCGUCGAUAACCGCAGAGGGAAACCUGGACUCUGACGAAGAUGCAGAACACCUGCCGGUGGAUAAACUAUCUGCCUCUGCCACAGGAGGGGGCACCCAACCCCCUUCACCCAGAUCAGCUGCGAAGGCCCAUGACCCCCCACCUGCCCCCAUGAAGGAUCCGCUCCCCCACCUGCCUCACCCUGAUGUGUGCAUGGUGGACCCAGAGGCCCUCACUGACAACCAGAGCAGCACAGAGAAAAUGCUCAAGAAGGACCACAAGACCACCAAGAGCCUGCGGAAGGGCCUGGGCAAGCCUAAGUCUGCGUCCCCAGCCCGGAAGGGGAAGAGGUCUACCACCCCUGUGAAGCAGGCCUCCAAGGAUUCCUCGCCUCGAUCGGCCUCUCUGAGAAGGAGGGACACGGAAAGGAGCUCCAGGCUGACGCAGAAGUCCGAGGGCCUGGGAUCCAAGGGGGACCUACACGCCCCAGGGAAAGGCCUUGUGAAUGGCGUCAAGAGCAACUUGGGUACCAACUCCCAGAAAUCUAGUUCAGCCGUCCCCCCUGGUCCUCCAAUCUAUGUGGACCUGGCCUACGUGCCCAAUCACUGCAGUGCUAAGAACGUAGACCAGGAGUUCUUCAAGCGGGUACGUGCUGCGUACUAUGUGGUGAGCGGCAACGACCCAGCCGGUGGAGAGCCCAGUCGUGCGGUCCUGGAUUCCCUGCUCGAGGGAAAGGCUGCGUGGGGCUCCAAUCUACAGGUGACUCUGAUCCCUACUCAUGACACGGAGGUGACGCGGGACUGGUACCAACAGACACACGAAAAACAGCAGGACCUGAACAUUAUGGUCUUGGCCAGCAGCAGCACAGUGGUCAUGCAGGACGAGUCUUUCCCUGCCUGCAAGAUUGAGUUCUAAGUUCUGCACCCCUUGCUAUUUUACCCUCCUCCCCUCAUCACUCCAUCUUUGGCAGGUAGAGAGAGGUCCUUUGCUACUCUCUAUCCUCCCAAAGCCUUCUCUUCUGUCAGCUCCACAUUUUGCUCUCUCAUGGUGUAAGAUUCCAUUGCAUUUGCUGUAGUCUUCGGUUGGUGUACUGGCUUCCAACUGGUCAAUGUCACCUGAGAACAGCCACCUCUGUCAGGCAGAAACAUUGAUAUAGGGUCCAUGGUAGCUGUAUAAAGGUGUGAGGUGCAUUCAUUUCUAGCGCGCUUUCGGUUUAAACAACAUACUUGCACGAUAAAACCACCUCUUUAUUUGAUCUUAUUAAAUUUUGCUUUCACAUAUAACCUCCCCAACACACACAUUUUGUGAUCAUCUGUGAUGAGGGUAAUUCUCGAUAGUUAUUUCAAAGCUUUCCCAUCAUACCGCACCCAAAUCAACAUCUAAAUGGACAACACUUUCCAACUAAAAGUGCCAUCUUAACAAUGUCAACUCCCAGUCAAUGAAGACGGUGCAAAGUUGUCAGAUUCAACAUGUGAAACCUAAACAGUCUUACUGAUCGUCUUAAACUCAGAGAAAUACCCAACAAAAUGAAAUACUAUUUAAAAAUUGCACAUCCAGAAGGGCCAAAGUAAGUGCCAAAACACUUUUGAGGUGUUUAACACUCUCCGAAAUAAGUCCAAAGCCGUUAAGAGGUGAACAGUUAGUUGAUCUCAAUUGUACGCAGACUACGCACAAUGUUGUAUGAUGGUAGUAUUUUUGUAAGUAUCUUAAGUUGAGGCUUUGUUUUCAAUAUGAGAUUUUACUCCUGUUUGGAGAUAUUACGUAGGAUGCAGCUUUCUAUUCUAUAGCGUUUGGCUUUCUCAGUACUCUAACUACGUCAACUGAUGUUCCAACAAAAAAAGGACUAUACCACAUUGCUUGUUGUGAAGCUUUAGGAGGCGCCUGAAGGUGCCACUUUUAUUUAAAGAACUAGCUUUUAUGGGUUAUUUCCCUCAGUAGCUGAAGAAUGUCGCUUGCAUUUAGCUCAGACUCCUUCCUUGAAGAAGUAGAGGGUUCUUGACCGUGUGUCUAGUCCUUGCAGUCUCCAAGUAUGGAGUACAAACGGGUUCUGAUACCUAAACGUUUGGCUGGGUGUACGCUAAAGUGAACGUUUUACUGUAGGUACCGGGCAAUGAGAUGGUAUUUCUAUAUUUACCAUAUUUCUGCUGGACGUAAUGGUUCUUUAUAAAUAUCUGAAGUCCUUAUCGUCGUCUUUGUUGGUUGUAUUAGAUGAAUACUCAAUUAAAAACAUACAGUAUAAACAUUAUAUAUUGAUAUAUGGAGAGAUUCUAUUAGAGGUAUGCUAUUUUGUGAUAACACAGCAGAGGAGGAUGUUAAAUGCACUUUCAUUACAUUUGACGUUUUCUCCCGUUUAUUUAUAUUAUACCGUCUGUAUGAAACGAUUUAAUGAAGCGAUGGAAACUGCAGUGGCCUUCCAUGGAGAAUGUAGUAACAGAGUCUAGUCCGUCCUUGUGAGACUUGGUUGUGUGGGUGUUAUUUUGCAAAAAUGACUGCGGUGGUAGGCGGUCGCUCUCAUGUGCCUUCUGGUUGUGGUAUAUUGGGCAAGAGAGAAGGAUUAGAGAGGAGUAUGAUAAGGGAUUCUCUUUCGUAGUAGCCAUUGUGGAGAGGUGAACUUGGAUCCAGGGAUAAGUCAAGAAACUGUGGAGAAAAUGCAACAUGGACAAAUCGAUAGUUGUUGUCCAGGGAUAUCUAGUUAGCCUAAUAUCCAUAUGGAUGGAUGCUGUAUACGCACACAGUUGGUAGGUGAAAAGCUAAUUAGCCAGCUUAGCCAGCACAUUUAGAUUCAGUUACUUAUAUGCUGGUCAGCAUUUGUCACCUAUCUUAAAGUGUCACCCAGCAAAUGUAUCAAACAAUAACAUGAUCAAAGAGCAAGGUAUUGCACCAAGCAAGAAUGCACUUUCCUGAGGGGAGACGAGGGGUUUAGGAGUGGGGCUGCGGUUCUAGUGAGAGAAGCACAGAAAAUAUAUGAUUAUCAUUCUUUACCAUAAUGUGAACUAUGGUAGCGUUUGAUUUUUAGAACAAGUACCUAGCGAAAGUACUCCAUACUGUAUGUAAAUAAAAAAAAUGAGUUGUUCUUCAGAAUGAUUUCUUAAUUGAAGAGGUAAAAAAAAAUAAAAAAAUAACGCAGGUAGCAAUUUAUCUAGUUAAAAAAGAAGACUUUUCAACCCUAAGAUAAUAUUUAUCAGACGAGCAUGAAUGUGAUGUUGUUGAUUAUAGCGGGUAGAGAUGUGGCAAUGUGUACCACAGGUCAAGUAGAAUUAAGUUGUGUGUUGAAGUAUGUGCAUGAGUGGUACACACGGAGACAGGGUUGGGGUUUUGAAGAUACAUCAUAGUUUUUUUUUUAAUGCUGAGUUAGCCAGUGCGGUGUGUACUUUUGUUGGUUAAUCAGGAGGUGGAGCUUCUUAAAAUUGUCGCACUGUUCAUUGGCGCUCAUUACAAAUCUGAUUCGCAUUCAAUUCCAUAGAGCUUAGUCACAUUUUGAUUCAUGUUAUAUUGUUUUAUUACAUUUUGGGGAGUUUUUUUUGGUAAUUGUAUUUAUCAAAUUCAUUUACAGUUAUGUAUACAUGAUCAGUAUUCGAUUUUUUUUAUUUUUCAAUAUCAGUUACAGUAAAUGUAGGACUAACACAACUAUGAAUGUCUCUUUUGUUUACAUUUCUUAGAUUGUAUUUUCCAAAAGAUGACUGAACAUUUAUUUUAUAAUAAGCGUCUGAUUGUCAUAGAUUUUUUUUGCUUAGUGAUUCUUAAAAUGUAAUGUGUUUCUAUUUAGAACUGCUGCGUUGUGUGUUUGGGGCUACUGAGUUGAGGCCAGAGAGAGUGGACUGGGUGGGGCACACUGGUAUUGCUGGAGAUACUGUCUCUGACUCAUAGUCUGCUGCAGAAUCCAAGACUGCAGACAUCGACCUGCAAGGGGAACAUUCUCUCCCUCUAUUGGACUCAGAACCUAAACAGAGUCUCCUCUUAGGCUGAAACCAUUAACCCACAGUCUGCAGCCAUCUUGUGCUAGCCUGGGAAGGAUGCCAUCCUUGUCCUUUUGUUGAACUUAUUCAAAUGUGCUGAGAAUACUGUAGUGUAAGCUGAUAUAACAGUAUGCAGGAGAGCCUCCCCCCCAGGUCUGUUCUUAGCCUGGCAGCAGAGCUAGCCAGACUCACCCAGCUCCGAGUGAAUGUUUCCUUUCAGUAUUAUUAGGAUACUCAAUGUGUAAGCUACAGAUUUAUUAUGCACUGCGAUAGCGUCGAUAUGCAUGUCAUGUUGAAUACUGUUUAGAGUCACUUAGGUUAGAGAGGGAGGGCAUGUAUGAAUCAGAUGUAUCAAUACUUUGAUCAAGCAAUCAGCCCAGCCGGCAAAAUUAGGCAGUAUAACGUGAUAUUUGGUUCUUAACUGUUUUUUUCUGGUCAAGAAUACAUCAUAAGCAGAAAAUCAUUUCAUAUUCUAGAUGUUUUCUGGUCAGAUUACAACCAGAUAAAGACAUGUUUGUCCGGAUGCUAAAUUACAUACCCCAGGAUAAAAGGGGCCACACUAAGCCUAUGAGAGGUUGUCAGUGAAGGUACAAAUUUAUGGCCUUGGAUAUUUUACAAUAUGUUGCAAGUGUUUCUAACCGAAUUUAUCAAAUUAUACGGCGGUGUACAGACCUAGUACUGUAUGGGUGAGGGAAAUCUGAACCAGGGUCAAGAUGCGCUGCUUAACGUAUAUAUUGUAUGGGUUUUCCCCAUAUUUAUGGGUUGCACCUAUUUUACUCGGUCGCGUCGUUGCAAUUAUUCUCAAUGUUCUACAAAUGCCGCAGUUUAUUGAUGUCCGACUGAUGCUUAAUGCUCAGUCUAUCUGAACGGGGGCUAAUGAUUUCCGUCAAAAUUACACUAUAGUUGCCUGGAAAUACGAUGACAUUGCUAGAGUAAACAAAUAAUUAUUAGAAAACACCUUUGCCAGCAUUAUGUCGUCUAGUUUACUUUAGAGAGAUGGCAAUGUUGCGAUGUGCUAGCAAAGUUAGUCAGAGAUAGCUAGCAAUACUAAUGUUAGCUAGCAAAAAUGUCAGUGCUCUCCCCUCAAUCCUAAUUUCGCUAUAGUUAUACUGCAUCUGAAGUCAAUCUGGCCACAUCACAAUGAUGACAACAGCUUGACCUGCUCAUGAUUUGCCUCCUUUUGAAAUGUCAUGGUGUUUUCAAGCCACAGUAAUGCUCUUAAGACUAAAUCUUCAUCGGUACCUAUUGAGACUGCAUUGAGUGGAAUUCUCAGCUGGGCAUCAGUCCUAAAACGUACGUUUAAAACAAUAUGGUAACGCAACGUGCAACCCAUGAAUACUCAAUGCUGCUGGAUUUAAAAAAACGAACAAACAUACAUACAAUUGUACACAAAUAUAUCCGAAAUCAGUGGAGGACUACUGUAUUCGGAUUUAAUUUCUAGAACAAAAAUUGAACUCAAAAUGGAUCUCUCGUUUUAUCCAUAUUGCAGUGGCUGUUGUUUAAUUUUCAGUUAUGUCCAAUACUUACAGAAACACACAAUAACACAGAAAAAGUACCAACUGCAGCUGCAGCUUUUUCUUUUCCUGAAUAUGACUUGAAAACAUUGAAACAAUUUUUUAAAAAGUUAAAUGAAUGAUACAUGUACAUUCAUGUGCGGUACACAAAUAUGUAUAUACACCUUAAAACAAAAUCAAAAUAGACAUGUUAUGAAACAUAUGAUCCUUCUUGUUAUACAUUUACAUGUUAGAGGAUUUGAAUCAAGCGUAUCAAAAUCCUAGGCAUUGAACAAAGAAACAGUCAAUGCUGACUACUGUAAGUACAGAUGAAAAAUAACAAAUAUAUUUCAGUUCAAUCUCUCUCAUUAUGAAAAAAUGAAGUCAUCUGAACAUAAGUUCUCUAUCAUUCUCCCAUCUUAUCUCUGCAUGUGAUCUAUUUAGUUAUUAUCCUGAAUGUAAUAAUUUAUUAACAUGGAAAUAAAACAAGAAAUGCUCUCUUAAAACCGUAUAUCUGAUACAGGCGAUUGUUUAACUGGUACUGGGAUGGCAUAUAAUAUUACUGGGCUGUGCUUUACUGUUUUGCCCUAAGAUGUUGUUAUUAUAAGAAAACGCUGUACUACUGUAGUUUUUCUGUUUUUGCCGCUGUAUUAAUCAUAGUUCUGUUACUAUCUUCAGUGCAAUAUUCUCUCUCUCGCGCGCGCUCUCUCGCUCUUUAAAUCUAAAAUGCAAAACUAGAACUACUGCAGAUUCAUUGUAAAAGGGAAACAGCCUGGUGAUGACAAAUAAAAAUACAUUUAUUGAAAUCAGA